This is a messenger RNA of Lodderomyces theae, 1560 nucleotides long. RefSeq lists its product as uncharacterized. Lineage: Eukaryota; Fungi; Ascomycota; Pichiomycetes; Serinales; Debaryomycetaceae. The record is from RefSeq and is a predicted model, not a curated record. The coding region runs from base 1 to 1560 and encodes 519 amino acids. The transcript has a single exon.
AUGUCUACGAUUAGCAACUACACACCAGACAGUGGCAAGAAUGUCCCCAAUACAAGGUCGACUGACCAGUACGACAGUCAAUCAAACUCCCCAGUACAUUCCCACAGAUCUCAUCAGCUUUCUCAAGAGGAUCUUCCAGUGAUUGAGCAAGAUCUAACCGACAGCGAAGAAGAGGAUGAGUUUAUUCGAAGGUUUGGAGAUGUCAAUUUCCAGUACAUUAAACCUCCAAAAGAGAGAUUUUGGUUCAUUAGACCACACGCUCUAAACUAUUUCAAGGAUGGAGUAUUGUUUCGCACUAAAGGAGAAAGAGGAAGCUCAAAGACAGAGUUGUUUUUGGAUUUACUUUAUGUUGGAUUGAUUGCUAAUUUGGCUGGCGAAGCCAGCGAGGAGGCCAGUGGAUUAGCAUUGCUAAAGUAUGUUCUUUUCUUUUUGCCGUUGUGGGUGGUUUGGGCAGAUAUAAAAGAUUUCACCAAUUACUAUUAUAACGAAGAUUUGUCACAAAAGGUGUACAUUUUCUGGAUACUUUGUUUGCUUACUUUGUACAUCAACAGCCAUUACGAUAUCACUGAAAGUCAUGCAAAGGCUGCUUUACCUAUUGUCUCCUAUAUUAUAUGCCGGUUGUCAUUGGCCGUGUCGUUGGUUGUCUAUUCCUUCUUCAUCCCCGAACAUCGAACACAACAAAGAAUAUACGCUGCAACUAUUCUUGUGACAUCCAUGUGCUGGCUUUCUGUUAUAUUUGUAUCAACGAGGGUCAAGAUUGCACUAGCAUUUGUUUUCCUCUUUCUAGAGCAAGUGUGCUUUUCAGUGUGUUACCAUCCGUGGACUAAGAAAAUGUUAAAUCUUACAAUGUCAACUGCUUUGAAUAUUGAACACGAGGUAGAGAGAUUUUCAGUCUUUGUUACUAUUGCAAUUGGUGAAUACUUGUAUAAGGUUGUUGCCACAGGAUCCUUAGGAGUUGGGUUUACGGUCAAGUACGUCAGGGGUAUAUUCUUAUUGGCUGAUGCCUAUAUAUUGUUUUGGAUUUACCAGUACGGCGGAACAUCCAACAGGGCUGUUCAUCCAUUAAGAAAUAGCGGGACUACAGCAAUUACGUGGAUAUAUGCGCACGUGCCGUUGAUCGCUGCAUUGGUUUUAUCUGCCGAUGCCGGAGGGGAUUUGUGUGCUAUUGACAACUCGAGCACUAAGAAGCAUCAGCAUCAGCAUCAGCACCUAGAAGCAAGAGCUGAGGGUGGAGUUGAGGAAAAUGAAAAGAAUAUGUAUGCAUUGGCGUUCUUCUACACCGGAGGGAUAGCUGUGGCGUUGGUGAGUAUGUUUGUGUUGGGAAUAGUCGAAAAGAGUCGAGACCCACCUAAUUUUUUCAUACUCCCCCAAAAGCUCCGAGUAUUUUGGAGAUUGCCUAUUGGUAUCAUUAUUGUUAUGAUAACUUUUGCUGAGUUGAACUCAACAUUGCUAAUGGGUAUCGUGACAUUGUUGUUGGGGGUGUUGCUAGUUUUUGAAAGUUUCGUGUCUACUCCAAGACAUUGCUUGCAAAAUAAUCUGUCUGCCAACAACUCAGUUUAG